CAACAUUUUUUUUGUUUAAAUCAGGUUUUAUAUCACGUUAAAUAAAUUUAAGCGUAAUCUCAAAAACCUAACAGUCUUUAUCAAUUAAAUUUCGUAAUGUUAAAAGAAAUGAUCGGGUUUCUUCGAAUUGGUUCGACCCAGAACUUUCACCACAAGAUUCGCUCGAUAACCUUGUCCAGUGUUAAAGCAACAGGAGUUAAAAACAAGAAGAAAAUGGCUGGAAAAUUAACCGUAGAUGAUCGCAAAACCAAAUUGGAGCCUUUAUUUAAAAAUGGUUGGACUAUGGUAAACGAUAGAGAUGCGAUUUAUAAAGAGUUUAUGUUUGAAAACUUUAAUCAGGCUUUUGGAUUCAUGGCCCGUACAGCUUUGUUAUCAGAAAAAAUGGAUCAUCAUCCAGAAUGGUUCAACGUUUAUAACAAAGUACAAGUCACUUUAUCUUCUCAUGAUGUUAAUGGAUUAAGUGAACGUGAUGUCAAAUUGGCUACAUUUAUGGAAACUGCUGCAAAAUGUUUUCAAAAAUAAGAUGUGAAUAAUAAA
Onthophagus taurus is the source of this 537-nucleotide messenger RNA. RefSeq names its product pterin-4a-carbinolamine dehydratase (gene Pcd). Gene Ontology annotation, biological process: tetrahydrobiopterin biosynthetic process. The record is from RefSeq and is a predicted model, not a curated record. Gene Ontology annotation, molecular function: 4-alpha-hydroxytetrahydrobiopterin dehydratase activity. NCBI's taxonomy places the organism in Eukaryota, Metazoa, Arthropoda, Insecta, Coleoptera, Scarabaeidae.